CGGAAGUCAAAGGCAUGACUGUUUCCUUGGCAACCAUCGAGUCCCUGGCAACCGCGGGAGGUAACAGGCGGAAUAAUGACAAAUGUCAUCGAUGGCGAAAAAUCGCUUUGGGAACAAGUCUGUGACGAGUAUGAAGCUGAGCAGCCCUGUCCUCCCUGUGCUGUGUGGACAGACACCAGCUCAGUGAGCAGCCAGCUCUCCCAGUACAGCACCAUCACAAACUCUCCGGUCCUAUAUGGACUCACCACAACCAAGGUAUCGGUGGAUCACGACCCUCUGAUAGACUUUGACCCUGCUGUGCUAGAAAAACUUCAGAAGGACCUGACAUUAGCAGACACUGCAUCACCUCCACAAGUACCUGAACGUGCUGUCACACAAUUUUUGCAGAGGAGACUGUUUCCAGUGUUGAUACCUGCACUGGAAGCUUUGCUGAAAGAAGCCCAGAAACACGGCUGCUUUGAGAGGAAAAUAACAGCAUUUAACCCGUGCGACUUUCUGUGUGAAUGGCUCUACAACCACAACCCCCACAGGCAAGGACAAGUCCCAGUGAACUUCCAUGACAUCCACUUUGUAAAAGACUGGCUGAGCAUGCAUCCCAGGCCUCCCCUCCCUCUGUUUCUCCUGCUGAGCGAAGAUCAGGCUGCUCUGCUCAUCCAGGCUUUCUGGAGGGGAUACAAGAUCCGGGGACGCCCAGAUGUGCAGGAGCUGCGCCAGUGGCAGAAAGAACUGAGAGAGAACCAUGAUAUUGCCAAAACUGUCGAGCACUUCUGGGCGCAACAAGAAAGCCGAGUGGGCUCUGCAAUGACAGAUCUUCCAGAAAGCCCCCAGCCUGGCAACUCCGAUGUGUCCAUCCAGGUAGUCUCCCCCACCCCCCAGAGCACUGUGGUCCACACCCCCACCACCCAGAUGACCCCUGAGGGCGCAAUACAUAUCCCCCACAGAAGAGGUUAUAGCAUUUCCAUUCAAGCCAGGAACUGAGGCCGGAGUGAAAGGUGACUCCAUGUGCAGAGCAGUACUUUCUAUCCUGUUUUACAGAAAAGGAAAUUACCCUGUCAAGGAAACGGAGAAUAAAAAAAAGCAUGUUUUAAAACAUCUCUGAGAUCGCUGGUGUAUAAUUAACAACUAUGUGACAGAGCAGCAAAGAGGAAUGACUAGUUUAGUCAUAACAACCCUGUUAUAUAUCUUCUGACAUUAUGGGGAUUAAAUGUAAUAUAUUAUACUGUAAUAUUUGUAAUAUUAGUUUAUGUGUUUUAUAGAUAAACUGAUGUCAGAGGAAAUAAUAUACUUCCGUCAUGUGGACUUUUGUUAAGGCAGAGAAGUGAUGUGAUGGUUUGUGGCUUGGCCUAAUGUAGAAAAAUCAUCCACUCAUUAAAAGAUACAAUAAAUUACUGUCAUAAAGAUUUGA
Larimichthys crocea (large yellow croaker) is the source of this 1405-nucleotide messenger RNA. It is a transcript of the gene iqck, whose product is annotated as IQ motif containing K. The transcript has 10 exons. NCBI's taxonomy places the organism in Eukaryota, Metazoa, Chordata, Actinopteri, Sciaenidae. Bases 76 to 978 code for a protein of 300 amino acids. The record is from RefSeq and is a predicted model, not a curated record.